Molecule: messenger RNA, 1356 nt
Organism: Symbiodinium necroappetens
Lineage: Eukaryota; Dinophyceae; Suessiales; Symbiodiniaceae
Source: the annotation of a GenBank genome assembly
AUGCACGAGAGCUACAAGCGAUGGGCUCCUCAAGUGGCUUGUAGUUUGGAAGAAGCCUGGCAGCCUCCCAGGGCACCACAACUGGGCAGACCGACGGACAUCACACCCAGGUCGCUGGAGGCUGUCGCACUGGCCGCGGCUGCAGACACCACAGCCCGGAUUCGGGCUGCAAGUACUUGCUCCACCCGAACUCCAAGUGGUGUGGGACGACGGUCCGUCUCGGCUGUCGAUGAUGUCUCGCCUGAGAAGACCAUUCGGUAUGGCACUCCCUUCGUUGCUGCCAUGCCAUUGACACCUUUGUGGCCCAUUCUGCCCUGCAUGAAGCCGGCCAGGAGUGACUCUGCAUCGCCCUCGCGGAGCCAGGGCCUUCGUCAAGAGCGCGAUGAGGCAGAAACACUGCGCAGGCAUAAGGAGGAUUUGCAGCUCGAGCUGGCAGAUUUGAGAAAGCGGCUCGGUCAGAUGCAAGACCUCUGCAGCGAGCUUCAAGAAGACAACGCUCACCUGAAAAAGGCAUUGGCUGAACGCGAACAAGGCGAGGCCUCUUUGAGAACUGUCCUUCAAGAGGAAAGGCAAAGAAGCGAGGAGCUUGGCAGGACCAGCCAGCAGGUCCGACAGGAAAUGGAGCAACUCAGAAUCAAGUUUGGCGCUGAUUUCCAUCAUGUGGAAGACCUUUGCAAGAAGCUCGAGAUGGACAAGCAGCAUUUGCGAAAAGCGCUGCGACAGCGAGAGCAAGGUGAGAUCUCGCUCCGUUCUUCAAUUGAAGAGGAGCAGCAUGCUCGGCGAGAUCUUGUGAAGGAAAGGGAAAGCUUGAAGCUCGAGCUCCGCAAAAUGCAGCAGCUCCAGCAAAAGGCCGUCGAGGCUGCGAGCCUCAUCAGUUCCAGACGGUCAUCUUCAACAUCUUCAGCUAUUUCAGGCUCUGGGAUGAUCGAAGUAGAUUUGACGGGCGAGCUUUCUGAGCAGGUGCUACAGCUCAGUGACCUCCUGACUAGAGCCGUGAUAUUUAUACCAUUAUUUCUGUACUUCCUCAUGAGCGCUCACAGGGCCAGCGUCGUGCCCAAUGUGACAGACGGCAUUGUCAAGGCAUUAUCGAGCAAGCCACUGGUGACGCUGGGCAAUCUUGCAUUUCCUAUCUUUGUGGUUCACGGACCACUUGGGCAGGUCUUUUACAAGAAGGUAAUCGCAACCAAGCUCUUUGGUGGCACAAUGAUGGCAUUGGUUGGUCCACAGUUCUUCUAUGCUUAUUUGGCCAUUGUUCUUAUGUCUGCCUGGGUUCUGCAAAAGACUUUCCUCUCCAACAAGCAGGUCGGAACGCUGUCAAAAGACUCUGUGGAAAAGAUCUCCCAGUGGUUCAAGUGA